AGGCCUGAAACCUAAGACUCAAGGUUACGUCAGAAGUGUUAUUUCAGAGCAGGAGACAAGGGGACUGAGUCACUAAGUUAUGCGGAGCAAUAUUUACCAAUUAAGUAACGUGACCCGUCAGCCAGGAAUCCUAGACAUGUAUGGAAGUUUAAAGACGAGUAUAAAAAGAGAUCCAAGGGAUUAAGACCCACAACAAGUCUGGGAGCCAACACCGUACGCAGAUCAGAACAAUGCUGUGCCUUCAUCUGCAGAGGAACCACGAUCCAUGGAGGUCCUACGUAUGGCCAAAUUCUCUGGACCUCUUUACAAGGAUGGAGCAGGACAUAAUCAGAACCAUCGAAGAGACAAAAGCCAGCAUGAAACGUAUGGAGCUGCUCCACCACCAGUUCAUGAAGGACAUGGUCCUUGACGACAAGAGCCUGACACCACUGAUGCCUCCUGGUGACGUCAAGACCUGCGACGAUGGUUUUAAGCUUUCCUUGGGAGUCCAGGACUUCUCCCCCCAUGAGAUCACGGUUAAGUUGUAUGGAAGGAAACUUCUUGUGACCGGAGCCAAGGAAACCAAAAACGAUGACGGGAAAGGUUCCUAUUCCUACAAGUGUCAGAUCUUCAGGAAGGAGGCAGAUCUUCCCCGGGAUGUACGAGCAGAUGACAUGAGCUGCGUCUUAACCAGUAAUGGUCAACUAAAUAUAGAGGCUCCAUGGCAGACCGCGUCAGCUCUGACCGAGAGGAACGUGCCAAUCCUACUUACAUCCGUACAUGCCACAGACCGGAAGCCAAGGGAGGACAAUAGGGUAAAACCGAACCAAGACUCUAAGCCUUAACUGGUGUCUUCCAGAAGUCACUUGUUGUUGUUUUUGUUUUAUAUUCUCAGAGAUGUAUUUUAUUGGUAUCGCAAAUGAUCGAAGGCAGAGACGUACGUGUACAAUAUAUUUAUUAUUUAUUAUUCUUACAUUAUUUAAUUUUCUUAUAUCAUUUCAUAUAUUAAUAGCUCAGUGAUUGUUUACGACUUUUAGUCGUUGAUGUCAUUUCCUUUUAACUUUGUUUGAUAUAUUGAGUAUUUCUAUAUUUUUUUUUAAAUAAAUGAUAACAAAAUUGUUUAGAUUUUUGUCAUGUUAUAUAAUUACUUCAUUACAUUUCAAUACAUUGAGCUAAGGGGUCGUUCACGUUGCCGUCGGGCUCGGUUAUACGGAGCUCCGUCAGCAAGUCCAUUGGAAUGACAGGAUAUUAGCAGAGAAAAUAAUAGUGUAUGCACUAAACAGGGGAAUGUCUCUUACCAUGACCUCCACCAAUGGAUGGGGGGUCCCAGGUCCGUUCAAUUCUAUCUAUUGACACCAGAUUAUACCCUAUAUAACUAUGGGCAACACAUUAUAUAGUUAAAAAUAAGGCUUCUCACCAGGUCCCGAUGUCCUUCUUGGAGUCCUCUAAAGUGGGGAAGACUAAAGGGUUACUUCACCCCUAGACGUUGGCUGUCUGGGCAUACUGAGAGUUGAAGUUUUGUAACUUCUGGAGGGGCCACAGUUUGAGACCACUGCUUUAGGGAGUUGGCCGAACUUAAUGAAAUCAGUUGUUCCCGACAACUUCUGUCUUAAAGGGGUACUCCGGUGUAAAAUAUAUAUAUUUUUUAAAAUCAACUGGUGCCGGAAAGUUAAACAGAUUU
This is a messenger RNA of Hyla sarda, 1660 nucleotides long. RefSeq names its product heat shock protein family B (small) member 9 (gene HSPB9). Gene Ontology annotation, molecular function: protein folding chaperone. The record is from RefSeq and is a predicted model, not a curated record. Bases 231 to 824 code for a protein of 197 amino acids. The transcript has a single exon. Gene Ontology annotation, biological process: response to heat; protein refolding. Lineage: Eukaryota; Metazoa; Chordata; Amphibia; Anura; Hylidae.